Xyrauchen texanus (razorback sucker) is the source of this 3327-nucleotide messenger RNA. Its product is annotated as frizzled-4-like. Gene Ontology annotation, molecular function: Wnt receptor activity; Wnt-protein binding. Gene Ontology annotation, biological process: retina vasculature morphogenesis in camera-type eye; non-canonical Wnt signaling pathway; canonical Wnt signaling pathway. Lineage: Eukaryota; Metazoa; Chordata; Actinopteri; Cypriniformes; Catostomidae. Gene Ontology annotation, cellular component: plasma membrane. The record is from RefSeq and is a predicted model, not a curated record. The transcript has 2 exons. Bases 255 to 1853 code for a protein of 532 amino acids.
CCGCGCGACUGCGCCACAGACACACUGUAGCGCUACAGGAUCCAUUGCGGAUUUUGUUCCGCUAUAUAGGUCUAGAAGGAAGCUAGCGAGGUUUAUUCCUCAACGGAACUAACGGUUUUAACGGAUUUGUCCCCUAUAACGAACUCGCCCCCUUCCCUCUGUCCUGGCAGACGCUCAGAAAGUUCUAGCCAGUUGCGUUUUAACUCCGGUAAGCCCGUGCGGAAUUCCGCGCUCCCGUGACUCGGAGGGAUUUUAUGCACCGGGUUGUCGGUAUCGUCAUGGGUCGGUUCCGUCUCGCGCUGUUGACGCUCAUAACGGCGCUGUUUGGGUUCGCGCACGCAUUUGGAGACGAGGAGGAGAUGACCUGCGACCCGAUCCGCAUCUCCAUGUGUCAGGAUCUGGGCUACAAUGUGACCAAGAUGCCGAACCUGGUGGGAAACGUGCUGCAGUCCGACGCCGAACUACAACUGACCACAUUCACACCGCUGAUACAGUACGGCUGCUCGAGCCAGCUGAAGUUCUUCUUGUGCUCCGUGUACGUUCCCAUGUGUACUGAGAAAGUUCCGAUCCCGAUUGGCCCCUGUGGGAGCAUGUGUUUGUCCGUGAAGAGGAAGUGCCUUCCGGUCUUGCAGGAGUUUGGCUUUGUGUGGCCGGAACUUCUUAACUGCAGCCUUUUCCCGCCCACCAAUGACCAGAACCACAUGUGCAUGGAAGGUCCGGGUGACGAAGGCCCCCCGUUCCACGCCGUUCGGCCCCUGGCUCCACAAGAGGAGGAGUGCGUGGCCCUAGGUGCGGGCGUGGAGCAGUACGCUUGGGUGAAGCGCAGUGGGAGUUGCUCGUUGCAGUGUGGCUAUGACACGGGACUCUACCGUCGUCAGGCCAAAGUCUUCACGGAUAUUUGGAUGGCGGUGUGGGCCGUUCUCUGCUUCAUCUCCACCACCUUCACCGUGCUCACCUUCCUAGUGGAUUCCUCGCGGUUCUCCUACCCAGAGCGGCCCAUCAUCUUCCUGAGUAUGUGCUACAAUAUCUACAGCGUCGCGUUCAUCGUGCGCCUGACGGUCGGACGCGAACGCAUCUCCUGUGACCUGGAGGAGGCGGCCGUGCCAGUUCUGGUUCAGGAGGGGUUGAAGAACACGGGCUGCGCGAUUGUCUUUCUCCUCACGUAUUUCUUCGGCAUGGCGAGCUCCAUCUGGUGGGUGAUCCUGACGUUGACGUGGUUCCUGGCGGCGGGCCUGAAAUGGGGUCACGAGGCGAUUGAAAUGCACAGUUCGUACUUCCAUAUUGCGGCGUGGGCGAUUCCCGCCGUCAAGACGAUCGUCAUCCUAAUAAUGCGACUAGUGGAUGCCGAUGACCUCACCGGGAUGUGCUACGUGGGCAACCAAAACCUAGAUGCGCUAACGGGGUUCGUCGUGGCUCCGCUCUCCACUUACCUUGUGAUCGGGACUUUGUUCAUUGCGGCGGGUUUGGUGGCGCUGUUUAAAAUUCGUUCCAACCUGCAGAAGGACGGAACCAAGACGGAUAAACUUGAGCGGCUAAUGGUGAAAAUCGGAGUGUUCUCCGUUCUUUAUACGGUUCCGGCUACCUGCGUUAUCGCCUGCUAUUUCUAUGAGAUCUCGAACUGGGCGGACUUCCGCCAGUCUGCGCAGGAUUCGUACAUGGUGGCGGGGAUGCUACGGAUCUUCAUGUCUCUGCUAGUGGGCAUCACUUCAGGAAUGUGGGUCUGGUCCGCCAAAACCCUUCACACCUGGCAACGAUGUUCCCUUCGACUGGUGCACACCGGGCGAAACAACCGCGUCAAACGGACAACCAACGGUUGGGUUAAACCAGGCAAAGGCAACGAGACUGUGGUGUGAAAAAGACAGGAGAAACAAUGAGACUGAUUGGCUCAGGGAGUGCAAGUUGGCACCACCGUGUGGACAUUUCUUGUAACUGCACCCACAGAUCUCUCUUUCCCUCACACUGAGAGCCCAUGUAGCACUUGAUGUCAUCUUCACACGCUACACAAAAUGUUCUUAAGUUGAUUUUACACUGGACAGUCCUGGUGCAGCAGGUAUGCCAUUUUUUUCAGUGUAUACGAUAUUUUGGCGAUUACGGCUAAUGUAUAUUCUCACUGAAGUGCCUUAGUUUUAGAAGACAAGUGAUAGCUACUCAACCAGACCUGAUGCUGCGUUCAAACUGUGGUAUUUGUGAACUAUGAUGCAGCAAAGACAUCUGGGAAAUGUAGUUCCACAAUCAGAGCAGUUUAUAUUAUUGCAAUAAGACACAGCUGCCUUGUUUCGUCUGUUCCUCAGCGGGAACACUUCAGGCAACGUCCUCACUAAUACGCAUUCGUUUGAAAACACGUUGAUUUCGCUACAUUUGCGCCUCUCGUCCACACUAGAACGGUGUUUUCCUCCAACGAAAAUGGAGCGUUUGGAAAAUUUCAAUGCAUUAUUGAAACAAAAAUAAGUCAGUGUGGACGUAAUUUCCCAAAGUAUGCGGUUAUGGAGCGUAUUAGCGAAAUUAAUGAUCUUUUAACCAAAAUUGUAAUGGUGUUGACGUGCCUAUUAGACCGUGUCCACACUAAUGCGCUUUCGUUUGGAAACACGUUGUUUUCGCUACGUUUACGCCUCUCGUCCACACUAGAACGGCGUUUUCCUCCAACGAAAAUGGAAAAUUUAGAGAGAAAAAAAACUCUCCGUUACUGCAUACUUUGUAAAGUUAUGACAUUAGGAAAAUUAAAAUGCAUUUUUGAAACAAAAAUAAGUUAGUGUUGACGUAAUUUCCCAAAGUAUGCGGUUAUGGAGCGUAUUAGCGAAAUUAAUGAUCUUUUAAACAAAAUUGUAAUGGUGCUGACGUGCCUAUUAGAACGAGACCACACGAAAAGGUUUUUGUUAAAAACACGUUGAUUUCGCUACAUUUGCGCCUCUCGUCCACAAUUGAAUGGCGUUUUAAUCCACGAAAAUGGAGCGUUUGGAAAAUGUAAACGCAUUUUUUAAACAAAAAUAAGUCAGUGUUGACGUAAUUUCCUAACGUAUGCGGUUAUGGAGCGUAUUAGCGAAAUUAAUGAUCUUUUAAACAAAACGCAAUAGUAUGGACGUGCCUAUUAGUCCGAGUCCACACUAAUACGCUUUCGUUUGAAAUCACGUUGAUUUCGCUACAUUUGCGCCUCUCGUCCACACUAGAACGUCGAUUUCCUCCAACGAAAAUGGAGCAUUUUGAAAAUUAAAAUGCAUUAUUGAGACAAAAAUAAGUCAGUGUUGACGUCAUUUCCCAAAGUAUGCGGUUGUUUUCGCUACAUUUACGCCUCUCGUCCACACUAGAACGGCGUUUUAAUCCACGUAAAAU